Molecule: messenger RNA, 2660 nt
Organism: Salvelinus sp. IW2-2015
Lineage: Eukaryota; Metazoa; Chordata; Actinopteri; Salmoniformes; Salmonidae
Source: RefSeq, a predicted model, not a curated record
AUGCUACCCCCCCCCAAGGCAUUUCUGAGUGAAUCCUGUGACUCAUUGUGUUCUUGUGAAGAAAAAGAUGGCAUCCUGUAUCUUAACUGUGAGGAGAGAAAUAUCAGCAAGAUCUCCCAAAUCAAAGUGCCGUCAGCUCUACCUUUCCACCUCAAUCUGUACAAAAAYGACUUGGUGGAGUUGCRKGCAGAAGACUUGGAAGRUUUAAAGAAUGCCGUUUCACUUCAUCUCGGGGCUAAUAGCAUACAAGAGCUUGAACCUGGSGUCUUUAGUGCACUGGGCUCCUUGAAGAAGCUCCACAUCAACAGUAAUUUCCUGGUCAUGUUGAAGGAAGACACUUUUCACGGCUUGGUAAAUUUGGAGUUUCUCCAGGCGGACACAAACUUCAUCCGYGUGGUCGAGCCGGGGGCAUUCAGCAAACUCAUCCGCCUCAAAGUUCUGAUCCUCAACGACAACGYCAUCGAGUUUCUUCCCAGCAAUAUUUUCCGGUUUGUUCCGCUCACCCACUUGGACCUGCGGGGGAACCAGUUACAGACCCUGCCUUAYGUUGGCUUCCUGGAGCACAUUGGGCGGAUCAUGGAGCUUCUUCUGGAGGACAACGACUGGAUGUGCGAUUGUGAGAUCCUUCACCUGAAGAUCUGGAUGGAGAACAUGCGGGCCCAGUCGGCCAUUGGGGAGGUGGUCUGCAGCAGCCCCCAMCASCUCAGGGGCACCAUCCURGCCAAAAUCAAACGGGAUGUUCUCUGCCCYUCUCACGCYGAUAUCAACUUAGAGGAGCCUUCCAAGUCACUGGACAUGGUGGUCACUCCGUCUUCCAAAGUGGCAGAGAUUCCGAAGUURGAGGRCGCCAAGGAYGACGYAAAGAUUCCGACACCUGCUUAUGUUCCAGGGAGUCCUUGUGUGGAMCACUGUUCUUGUCACAGUCACCCUGUGGCUGGGUUUUUAAUGCAUUGUCAGGACAGAGGRAUUCAACGGAUUUCAGAUAUUGGAAUACUUGRGCAAAGCCCYACCAAGCUGGUGCUCACAGGAAAYAUGAUUCAGAGACUGUUGAAAUAUGACUUKGUCACAUAUGAYGGUUUGGAGUUAUUGAAUUUAGCCAACAAUCGAAUYGAUUACAUUGACAAUGAAAYUUUUCUCAGCUUAAGCAAUUUGAAAAAACUUUAUCUCAAYGGCAACAGAAUUGAAACCCUUUCCGCRACCAUGUUCAUUGGACUCCACAACCUUGAAUACCUAUAUUUGGAAUAUAACAUUAUCARAGAAAUUGUUCCAGGAGCUUUUAAUCCUUUGCCAAAUCUCAAACUCUUGUCUUUGAAUAACAAUCUGCUGACUAGUCUCCCAUUGCAGAUAUUUCGCAAYRUGCCCCUCACCAAACUGAACCURAGAAAAAAUCUGCUCAUGCACCUGCCUGUUAGCAACGUGCUGGACCAGCUUGACUCUUUAGAGCAGAUUUAUUUAGAGGACAACCCCUGGGACUGCAGCUGUGACUUAGUCAGUCUCAAACAGUGGGUUGAGAAGCUGAGGAAGGACACAGUCGUAGGCUCCAUUUUGUGUCACACACCGAGAAAAGUGGCGAAGGCUGAGCUGAGAGCCCUCAGAAACGAGUUGCUGUGCCCCGGCCUAGUGACCUACUCCUUGCCCACGGACGUGGACGAGAGCGCGACAACCACAGUGGCGACUGACGGCACUAGGAGCGGUUUCUUCAGCUCCAUCACAGACUCAGUUCCACUCUCCGUUCUGAUCCUUAGCUUGCUCGUCACCUUCCUCAUGGUCAUCUUCUGUUCGGCGGGGAUCGUGGUUUUCCUCGUGCACAGACGGCGAAGGAGGGUGAAGAAGAAACAGGCGGAGGAGCAGCCGCGGGAGAGCAGCAGCCCCAUCCACCUGCAAUACAGCAUGUACGGCCAGAAAACCACACACCACACACUGGSGCAGAGGACCGGAAGCACCSUGUACGACGAGCGCUCACACAGCCCCAUCRUCCAGAUCUGCCGCAACCCCACCUACUGCACUCAGCAUAAAGAAUAUGAGUCCGACCUCAAUGAACUGGACGAACCAAAGCACAUCUGUCGUAGCAUCAUGGAGACAGAGAAUACUUCCCCUCUCACAGGCUCUAAUUUGAAGUUCAGAGCUGUGACGUCCGACUGCCCAACUGAGUUCGUAACACUCGGAGAUGCGAGCUCCCUCUAUAAAAACAUACUAGAGAGGGAGAGGGUUAGGGAGCUGCAGCAGCUCGGAAUUACUGAAUACCUCCGGAAAAACAUGUCCCAGCUGCAACCAACGGUAGAGAUGCAGGUCCCAGGAUCAGGACACCACGAGGAACUGAAAUUAAUGGAGACUAUUAUGUUGUCGAGACCGCGGAAGGUCAUGGUGGAACAAAUGCAAAAUGAGUACUUUGAACUCAAAGCUAACCUACACACCGAGCCAGAUUAUUUGGAGGUUCUGGAGCAUCAAACUGCAUUUAACUGAAGAAGACAAUUCAUGGUUUUAUAUUCAACUCCAGAAGUGCCUUGUUCAAAACUGCCAUCUUAUGUUUUCAGUCGAAGACCUACAUAUCCCACAGCGGUCUUGGACAUACAAGUCAUUUGUAGCACAGAAUGUACUGUAUAAUUAUCCAUUUUUUUGUUAUUUUGUUUUCCUAUACAGUGCCAUGCAAAAGUAUUCAU